AUGGCGUCUUUUCUAUCAGUGUUUACUCUAGCUUCUAUUACAACGCAAACAACCCUAAGCAUACUAGUCAGCUGGUUCACCCUCGAAUGCAGGUUUCAGCCAGCGUACCUGGAACUGGAAUCGGUGACACUGGCCAAACUGCUCUACCUUCACGACCCGGAGGCCUGUGGGCGGGUGUUCUUCUAUAACCAGACCAUCCAGGUGACAAGAAAGGUGUUCCAAACCACGCUGCAAUGGCCGGUCAAGAAUAAUAUUGCUGCUGAAUUUCGACAAAGGAUCAAACUCUGGGUGGCGCUGCACGUCUUGUGGCUGGUGUCCUGCAUAGGAUACAUGACUCAGAGUCAUCGCCAGUGCGCCUUCUACGCUGCGCUGAUCCCCUUCUCCUUGACUGGUCUGACUAUCCUCCUACUGGAUCUGUUCUACAUGGCCCUCUUCUUGGUAGAUACAGCUAAUACUGGGACUGAGGUGGACAUCCUCAACUACAUAAACAGGAAUAACGACAGCGUCCACCACAUCAAUAAGAGCAGGUACCAAGUCCAGUACGAGUAUAAAUUAGUGUUCGGUCGCAAGCCGCUCCCGGACACCUCCUGGAUAUCCCUCCUCUUCGCGUACGCCAGCUGCCGCGGCGUCGUACUCUGGCUCUUCAACUUCUGGAUGGUCAAGGACAACUAUUUCGAGGGUUUAGCCACUUUCCAGGUGGAUAUGAGAGACAUCGGUACGGCAAUUCAGGACGGAAAGGACGCGUCACAGGGACUGAAACCUGGAACCUGA
Pectinophora gossypiella (pink bollworm) is the source of this 771-nucleotide messenger RNA. RefSeq lists its product as uncharacterized. The record is from RefSeq and is a predicted model, not a curated record. Bases 1 to 771 code for a protein of 256 amino acids. The transcript is spliced from 6 exons. Lineage: Eukaryota; Metazoa; Arthropoda; Insecta; Lepidoptera; Gelechiidae.